Tinamus guttatus (white-throated tinamou) is the source of this 1703-nucleotide messenger RNA. It is a transcript of the gene GPR176, whose product is annotated as G protein-coupled receptor 176. Lineage: Eukaryota; Metazoa; Chordata; Aves; Tinamiformes; Tinamidae. Gene Ontology annotation, cellular component: plasma membrane. Gene Ontology annotation, molecular function: G protein-coupled receptor activity. The record is from RefSeq and is a predicted model, not a curated record. Gene Ontology annotation, biological process: G protein-coupled receptor signaling pathway.
GAGGAAGGAGACCUCGCCAUGGGGCACAACAGGAGCUGGAUCCCAAAAAGCCAAGGCGAGCAUGCCCUCUACCAAGCCGUCACCAGGGCUGUGGAGAUGAGGAACGUGUCAGCGGCCCACGGGGCAUGGAGCAGGAGGAACACCAGCGGGAUCGGCACCCUGGAGAAUGGCGAGGAGCAAACCUACAGGCACUUCACCACUGCUGUGCAAGUUGUCAUCUUCGUGGGCUCUUUGCUGGGCAACAUCACGGUGCUGUGGUCGACUUGCCGGCCGUCGGUGCUCAAGUCCGUGACGAGCCGGUUCGUGCGGAACCUGGCGUGCUCGGGGAUCUGCGCCAGCCUGGUCUGCGUGCCUUUCGACAUCGUCCUCAGCGCCAGCCCCCACUGCUGCUGGUGGAUCUACACAAUGCUCUUCUGCAAAGUUGCCAAGUUUUUGCACAAAGUCUUCUGCUCAGUAACCAUCCUGAGUUUUCCGGCCAUUGCUCUAGACAGGUACUACUCUGUUUUAUACCCUCUGGAAAGAAAAAUAUCUGAUGCAAAAUCCCGUGACCUGGUUAUCUACAUCUGGGCCCAUGCAGUAGUGGCCAGCAUCCCAGUGUUUGCUGUGACCAACGUGUCUGAUAUUUAUGCCAUGUCCACGUGCUCUGAAUCCUGGAGUUAUUCCCUUGGUCACCUGGUGUAUGUCAUCAUCUACAACGUCACCACUGUGAUUGUACCUGUGGCUGUGGUAUUUCUCUUUAUGAUUCUUAUCCGCAGAGCACUGAGUGCCAGCCAGAAGAAAAAAGUCAUCAUAGCUGCCUUAAGGACCCCUCAGAAUACAAUAUCUAUCCCUUAUGCUUCCCAGCGGGAAGCUGAGCUUCAUGCCAUGCUGCUUUCCAUGGUUAUGAUAUUUAUUUUCUGCAGUAUCCCCUACGUGACCCUGGUGAUUUACCGCACCAUUCUCAACACUUCAGAUAUUUCCGUCUUCUUGUUCCUCACUGCCAUUUGGUUGCCAAAGGUCUCUCUACUAGCCAACCCCUUGUUGUUUCUAACUGUUAACAAGUCCGUACGGAAGUGCGUGGUGGGAACCUUAGUGCAGCUGCACCGACGAUACAGCAGGAGAAACCUUGUCAGCUCCGGUGGCGUCGCAGACACCAACUUGGAGGCCAGUGUCCGUUCGGGGAGCCAGCUGCUGGAGAUGUUUCACAUCGGGCAGCAACAGAUCUUCAAGCCAACAGAGGAUGAGGAGAAUGAAACCAGAUCCAUUGGCUCGGGUGACUUUCAGCAGAAGGAAGUUCCUACAGCCAGUUUAGAGGUAGAACAGACUUUGGUUCACAAAUCUAUACCGCGCACGGCUGCAGACUCUGCAGCUCAGGUGGCCCCAGCUGUGCCCACAGAUGCCGAGUUGACAAAUGACAAGUAUUCCGUGCAGUUUGGGUUUGGCCCCUUUGAGCUGCCUCCACAGUGGCUCUCAGAAAGCCGGAACAGUAAGAAGCGACUCCUGCCUCCUUUGGGAAAUACCCCUGAGGAGCUAAUCCAGACAAAGCAGCCCAAGGGUAAAGCAGAAAGAAAAAUCAGCAGAAACAAAGUCAGUAUCUUUCCUAAGGUGGAUUCUUAGUAGGAGCAGAAGCUGUGGCAGAGGAGUCACCUUCUAUUUUAUGUGUGAUCCCAUGGAUCUUUGUUAUCCUGAAAUUUGUUACAGGCUAUUUUUUCAAGCUAAUUCAA